AGGGCUUGGUACAAAGGGCUUACUUUGAUGUAAGAGAGAUAUAUAACCUUUUGAUACUUAAAGAUGAGAAAUACAAUGAAUAUCUUUUGGGCCUUAUGGAAUGAUAUUUUGAAUGGUCUGACGGUUGUGAAUUUUGAGGAAAUAGACACUUUAUCAUUUACCGGUAUUGCAAUAUUCAUUCUUCUGAUUUACUAUAUCUUCUCAAAAGACAGGGCCCUAAAUAGCAAAUUUCUAGCCUUAGAAAAGAAAUUACAAGUAAUGCUAGAACAGAAAUUUCUGAGAUAUAUAGACUCUGAACAACAGAGAGAUAGGCUUAAGUUUUGGCAACAGGAGCUAGAAGAGAUGCUAGAAAAAAGAAUUCGACAACUCAUAGAUCAAAUUGAACAGCAGGAAAAUAGAGAUAGAAUCUGGAAACAAAGUCUAGAGGAUAACUUACUAAAACUAGCAAAUCAAAAUAAGGCAGAGGCUGCAAUAUCAGAAUUACAACAUAAAGAGAAGCUAAAAUUAUGGAAGCAGGGCUUAGAACAGAAGAUACAGGUAAUUAUGGAACAACAUGAACAACAGAAAGAGAAAAUUAAAUCUUGGCAAUGUAGCCUAGAAGGAACACUAGAAUUGAAGACACAGGAAAUUAUAGAUCAGAAUAAGAGACAGAAAGAUGAAAAUAAAAGUGGUAGACAGGAACUAGAAAGGAUGUUAGAACAGAACAUACAACAGCUCACAAGUCAUACUGAACAGCAGAGAGAAAGUAAUGAGGUUUGGAAGCAAGACUUGGAGAAUAACUUUUUAAAAUUAAUCAAUCAAAAGAUAAUGGAUAACAAAUUAUUAGAAGUACAAUAUAAAGAAAAAUUCAAAGUGUGGAAGCAAAGCCUUGAACAGAGAAUUCAGGAACUCAAGGAACAGGGGGACAGACAGAAGGAGAAAUAUGAAGCAUGGGUACAGACUUUAAGAGAGGAAUUUAAAAUUACAACUAAAGAAAAAACUUGGGUAGAGACAGAAGAUAAAAUUAGGGAAAGCCAACCUAAGGUUAUUAGGAAACAAACUUUAGUCUAUCCAGUUAGUGUACAACAAAGGCCUCCAGACGAUGAUCAUCCACAGGGUUAUGAAGAAUUUGAAUGGCAACCCAUGGAUGUGUAAGAAUUGAGGAAAUUUAAGGAAAGCGUAACUAAUUUUGGAAUGCAUUCACCAUUUGUAAAACAAAUCUUGAUUUCUUGGGCUAUUAAAAAUAGAGUAAUCCCCCAAGACUGGAAAGAUAUGGUAAGAGCAAUUCUAGAGCCUGCUGAAAAUUUACAAUGGAUUUCGUGGUGGAGAGAAGAAGUGAGGAGAUAGCACGACAAAAUAGAGCUAGAGGCAGAGAGAUUUCCACAGAUCAACUGCUUGGUGAAGGCCACUUUGCUGAAGUAGAGGUGCAGGCUGUAUAUGAUGAAGAAACUCUGGCAUGGUGUCGAUUGUCAGCUUUAAAGGCCUGGGACAAAGUUGCAGAAUCAGGGAAAAGACUUGAAACAUUCACUCAAGUCAUACAAGGUCCUAAAGAAACCUUCCCUGACUUUUUACAAAGGCUUACCUCAGCUGUGGAAAGGAGUGUAUCAGAUUCAGCGGCAAGAAAGGCGAUAAUUGAGUCUUUAGCCUUUGAAAAUGCAAAUACCGAAUGCAGUGAAGUAAUCAGACCACUGAAGGCGAGGUCCGCACCAAUAGAUGAGUGGAUUAGAUAUACAGCUGAUGUUGGAUCUUGUUCUCCUGAUACGACUGUGAUAGGAGAAGCUGCCACUGGACAGCUAGAGAUGACCCAAGAUUUCAAAUGUUUUAAUUGUGGUGAGCAGGGUCAUCUCAGAUUUUACUGCAAGAAAAAACAAAGUAAUACCAAAAGGGGGACUGUGCCUCCUGGAAUGUGUCAAAGAUGUGGCAGAGGUGGAUAUUUGACUAAGGAGUGUAAAGCAAUAACAGACAGAUGGGGCCGCACCCUGCCAAAAAAACUCCCAGGGGGGCCUCUCGCAGGCCCCAAUACCAGGCAGGGAGAGUUCUCCUCCUCAGAACAAUUAAACGGCAUGACUUCAAAAAUAGAUGCUCUGGGACCAAAGGAGGCUGAGGGAAGUCCUAUGGACAAUUCCAAAAGCCUCAAGGGGAGCAAAAAAACGAAUAUUUUGGCUAACGUCUAUAGAGGACCAAAGGCCAAAACUAAAAAUACUGGUAGAUAAUAUUGAAAUUGAAGGAAUGGUUGACACUGGAGCAGAUGUUACCAUCAUCUCUCCAAAGUCUUGGCCCACUAGUUGGCCACUUUAAGGAGUGGAUAUGCAGUUUCAAGGUGUUGGCACUUUAUCCCAAAUAAAACAAAGCACCAGGUGGCUUAAAUGUAUAGGACCAGAAGGUCAGGUGGGAAAAUUAAGGCCAUACGUGGCUGAUAUAGCCAUUAACUUAUGGGGAAGAGAUCUACUACAGCAGUGGAAAACUCAAAUUAAUAUCCCCUCAGUUUCAGGGUCUGGUCCUGAAAUUCAUCAGGCUAAUAAUAAAAACUUUAAAUCAAUCAGGGAAUGUUAUCAAGGACAGUUAGAGACUGUCCAAGCUGUCCAUAAGCAAGAUACAGCAGAGACUGACAAUUUAGUGCUACCCCAAGGAGCCACUGCUGUUAAGACAACAACAGCCUUGCCACUAAAGUGGUUGACUGACCAACCCAUCUGGAUUGAUCAGUGGUCUAUGGCAAAAGAAAAACUACAGGCAUUAGAACAGCUAGUCCAAGAGCAGCUGGAAGCUCAGCAUAUAGAGGAGUCCACCAGCCCUUGGAAUUCUCCAGUAUUUGUCAUUAAAAAAACAGUCUGGCAAAUGGAGGGUGUUGACAGAUCUCAGAGCAAUUAAUAAGAUUAUUCAGCCGAUGGGUUCCAUGCAGCUGGGAUCCCACUGCCUUCUUUGUUGCCUAAGGAGUGGCCUAUUAUAGUGAUUGACUUAAAAGAUUGUUUUUUUCACUAUUCCUCUACAUGAAGGUGAUAAGGAAAGGUUUGCCUUUUCAGUGCCUACCCUCAAUAGAGGUCGCCCCAUAAAAAGAUAUCAAUGGAAAGUCCUGCCACAAGGAAUGUUAAAUAGCCCUACCUUGUGUCAAUAUUUUGUACAGCAGCCAUUAGAGAUAAUUCGCAAAAAAUUUCCCCAAACUAUUAUUUAUCAUUACAUGGAUGACAUUUUAUUGUCUGAUUCAGAUAUAAAUAUCCUGGAAAGAAUGUUUGAUGAAGUGAAAAAAACCUUACCUUACUGGGAUUACGAAUCGCCCCUGAGAAAAUACAAAGAGGGGAUUCUAUUAAUUAUCUAGGGUAUAAAAUAAGUCUACAAAGGAUUAGGCCACAAAAGGUGCAAAUCAAAAGAAAUCAAUUAAGGAUACUUAAUGAUUUUCAGAAACUACUGGGAGAUAUUAACUGGUUGAGGCCUGUGAUUGGCUUGACCACUCAAGAGUUGAGCAAUUUAUUUCAAACGUUACAAGGCGAUAAAGAUUUAAAUAGCCCAAGGAAACUAUCAGCUGAAGCUGAGAAAGAGCUAGCUUUGGUAGAAAGGAAAUUACAGGACACACAUCUAGAUCAUAUUGAUCCAAAAAUGGCCUGCAUAUUAGUCAUCUUACCCUCUACUCAUUCCCCUACAGGAAUCCUCAUGCAGAGGGAAGAUUAUAUCUUAGAAUGGAUAUUUUUAGCACAUAAACAGAGUAAGAAACUGAAAACCUACAUUGAGAAGGUCUCUGAAUUGAUACUUAAAGGAAAAUUGAGACUUCGACAAUUAGUUGGAAUGGAUCCGGCUGAAAUUGUGGUACCUUUUACUAAUGCAGAAAUCGCCUCUUUGUGGGUACAAAAUGAACAUUGGCAAAGAGCAUGCAGUAACUUCUUAGGAGAGAUUAACAACAGAUACCCUAAAAGCAAGCGACUUCAGUUCAUAAAACGAACUAACUGGAUCCUCCCUCGUAUAAUAAAGGGAACUCCAAUAUCUGGAGCCCCCACAUUUUACACUGAUGCCAGUAAGUCAGGAAAGGCAGGAUAUAAAUCAGAAAAUGUAAGCAAGGUGACUGAGAGUCCCUAUAAGUCAGUUCAAAAAUCUGAAUUAUAUGCAAUACUCAUGGUGUUGUCAGAUUUUCAAGAGCCUCUUAAUAUAGUAACCGACUCUCAAUACGCAGAAAGGGUUGUUUUGCACAUAGAGACUGUGGAACUUAUUCAGGAUUAUUCUGAAUUGACAUCACUAUUUAUUCAGCUACAACAAAAGAUCAAAAUAGGAGUUACCCACUAUAUAUAACACACAUAAGAUCCCAUACAGGUCUGCCAGGCCCUCUGGCGCAAGGUAAUAAUGAAAUUGACCAGCUACUGAUAGGAAGUGUACUAGAGGCUUCAGAAUUCCAUAAAAAACACCAUGUUAACAGCAAAGGCUUAAAGAAAGAAUUCUCUAUCACUUGGCAACAAGCCAAGGAGAUUGUGAAGCAAUGUCCUACUUGCUUGUUAUAUAAUCAAACUCCAUUGCCUACAGGAACUAACCCUAAAGGCACCCAAAGAAAUGAAAUUUGGCAAAUGGAUGUUCUCCAUUUUACAGAGUUUGGUAAGCUGAAAUACAUACACCAUACUAUAGAUACAUAUUCAGGAUUUCAAUGGGCAACUGCCUUAGCGUCAGAAAAGGCUAAUUCUGUAAUUACACAUUUGUUAGAAGUUAUGGCUAUAAUGGGAAUACCCAUACAAAUUAAAACGGACAAUGGUCCAGCAUAUAUCUCUAACAAGAUUAAGUGCUUCUUUGAAUAUUAUAAUAUAAAACAUGUUACAGGAAUACCACACAAUCCUACAGGACAAGCGAUUGUGGAGAGAUCUAAUUGAAGUAUAAAGGAGAUGCUUAACAGGCAAAAAGGGGCAACAAAAACUCCCAGAGAUAGGCUACAUAGUGCUUUAUUAACUUUAAAUUUUUUAAAUGCUGAUGAACAAAAUAGCACAGCUGCUGAAAGACAUUGGAUUGUGGAAAAGACUACUGAACUAAACCAGGCUGUUUAUAUCAAGGAUAUUCUGACAUCAGAAUGGAAAAUGGGAAAUGUGUUAUGCUGGGGAAGGGGUUAUGCCUAUGUUUCUACAGGAGAAGAAAAGCUGUGGGUUCCUUCCAAGCCGAUAAAGAUCAGAAAUGACAAGGGGAGACCUCCUGAAGUCCUUGGCAACACAGAAGAAAAGGGAGACUAAGACAAUCAACAAAUAGUUUUGUGUGCUGCAGGAUGAAAGAAGAGAAAGACAGCCCUGAAAUGAUCCACACUCUGGGAUGCUGAGAUUCCGGGACCUUCCAGUCCAACUUCGUGUUUGAUUCUCCCUCAAUGACACUGAAGCUGCUUCAUUUAAAGGCUUGCUUUCAGAACUUUUCCAGAAUGGCCAGCUUACUUAUCCAGCCCUUCAGACUGUCUUAGUCAAGAGGCCGAUUCGGGUUGGAGAGGAAACUGCAACAGCCCAUACAUUCGGAUUACCCAAGAUACAAUCCACAAACCACAUGAAGCUCAAGAAGAAGGAUGACAAAAGUGCGGAUCUUUCAGUUCUUCUUAAAAGGGGGAGCAAAAAUAUUCAUAGGAGGAGAUAUGGAGACAAAGUUUGUAUCAAAACCUGCCCUAUCUGGGGAUCUAGCCCAUAUGCAUACAGUCACUUAACCCAGACAGUAUUGCUCAUGCCAAGAAGUACGUGCUGACAGGAGCCUGAUAUAGUUGUCUCCUGAGAGGCUCUGCCAGAGCAUGAUAAAUACAGGUGGAUGUUCACAGCCAACCAUUGAACUGAGAAUGGGGUCCCCACUGGAGGAGUGGGAGAAAGGAUUGAUGGAAUUGAAGGCCCUUGCAAUCCCAUAAGAACAACAAUACCAACCAGAGCUCUCAAGACUAAACCAUCAUCCAAAGAGUACACAGGGACAGACCCAUGUCUCCAGCUGCAUAUGUAAUAGAAGAUGGCCUCAUUGGGCACCAAUUAAAGGAGAAGCCCUUGGUCUUGCAAAAUCUGGACUCCCUAUCCCCAGUUUGGGGAAUGUCAGGGCGGGAAAGCAGGAGGAAUGGGUGGUUGGGUGGGGGAAAACCCUCGUAGAAGAAGGAGGAGAUAGGAUGUGUUAGGGAGUUAAUGGUGGGAAGCCAGGAAAGAGGAUAACAUUUUA
This is a messenger RNA of Rattus norvegicus (Norway rat), 6111 nucleotides long. Lineage: Eukaryota; Metazoa; Chordata; Mammalia; Rodentia; Muridae. The record is from RefSeq and is a predicted model, not a curated record.